GCGGCCUCCCCCGGUCCUUCCUUCCCAGGGUUCAAUGAGCGCCGUGUGGCCCCACCCCGCGUCUCUCCAGCGCCGUCCGCCUCUUCAAUGUAGCCUACUACUCUCGGAGGAAGAGAAAGGGAGAAAAUAACAACAACAACAACAACCCCACGGAAGACUCGCUCCUUCUCGGACCGCGUUUCAGCGCCUCUCAGUCCCCGGCGCGCCUCCUCUCUCCCUCCCCCCGGAGAGGAGCGGCCUUUGACGGUGGGAACGUGCAGCUCCAGCCGCCCCGCAUCCUGCUUUUUUUUUUUCUGAAUGUAAAUGCACAUGUAAGCGUGUCAAGCCCGUGGCGUGUUUACCCUUCCUCGGAUUCACGGGGUGGGUGGGUGUGGGGGGGGGACAAAUCUGUAAAUAUGUGUUUUUGUGACGGUCUGUAGGUGUGUAAACAUUUAGAGGCCGCGUUAAAAAAAAAACAAAAAAAAAAACUAAAGCCUGACAGCGGGGGUUGAUUUAUUUUUAUUUUUUUUAAUAUAUAUAAUUUUUUCCCCCACCUGCAAGAAACGUGGAUACAUUUCGAGAGAUCUUGGUCACGUUUUUCUUUUUUUUUUCCCUCUUACACUUUUUUUUUUUUAAAUAAUUUUCCCCCUUUUUUUUCUCGUUGAAGGAUUCAUGUGAGAUUUCAGAAAAUCAACAGUAUAUGGCUGCGCAGUUUUGGAGGCUCGGUGGUGAUGUGAAGGACUGAUAACACAUUUCUGCAACAAAAGAGAGGGAGGGAGAGGGAGGGAGAAAGGAGAGAGAGAGAGAGAGGGGAGAGAGAGAGAGAGAGAGAAGGCCCUUUGGAGGAGAAAAUACAGCAAGGAACAGCAAUCACAACUAAGGACACAUUAGGGGGCUCGUUUCUGAGUUGGAGGUGGCGACAGGAGGACCACCGCAGCUCGGUUUGAUGCGGAGAGGGAGCCGGAGGACGACGGAAGGAGGAAGAAUAUCAUACAUGUAGCUGGUUUGGCUGCACAUAUUAUCUCCCUUCCUGCUGUUCUGCUAGGUGGGUACCCGACCAGAGACAGAACAUCGGGACAGAAAGGAAGAAGAAAAAAAAAACAUCUACAUUAAAAAACAAAGAAGGAGUCCAAGCGUUCAUCUCCGGACAUGUUUUUCGCCAAAGACGACGCGGAGACGAGCAGCGCGUCACCAGCCCGGCCGGGCCGCGCGGACCACGCCGACUUCAGCUCCCUGUCACGGGCGGCAGCGAGACGCGAGACCCCGGCUUUCGGAGAUGCAAAUUAGGCUCCGCCGCUGCCUCCGCUCGAGGUCAAAGCUCUCGCGUUUUUGGCGUCGUGACGACCGCCGUGGAUUAUAAUCGUCUUGGCCGCCUCGUCGAGGGGGAGAGUCGAUUAAAAGAAGGAGCGAGGCGAGGCGCCACAAAGUGAACGCAAAGGCGGGGAGGAAGAAGAAGAAGAAGAAAAGCUGGAUUGAAGCUAAGCGAGAAGGCGGCCUCCGUGUCGUCAGCGGUAUCCUGCCCUUAUUUUUUCUCUCCCCCCCCCUCCUUCUGACAGCUAAAUGCGCUUUAUGCACACAUUAUUACUCCAGAACUGACCCACGGACGGUUCUCGGAACAGUCACCCGUGUAAAUGUGUGUUACGUCGCUGCCAAAGCCGAGGGUCAAACGAGGGACCUAGACGAUCUUUGCUUAUUUAUUUUCGUUUCCACAUACUCCCCUCCCUCCACUACUUGUACUUUCUUCCACUCCUCUUCCUCCUCCCCUGGACCCCCAUUUUUUUUUUUUUUUUUUUUUUUUCCUCCUUGCGGGAAGAUGGGUUGUUUGGGCAACAGUAAGACCGAAGACCAGAGAAAUGAAGAGAAGGCACAAAGAGAAGCAAACAAGAAGAUCGAGAAGCAGCUCCAGAAGGACAAGCAGAUCUACAGAGCCACACACAGACUACUGCUGCUGGGAGCUGGAGAGUCAGGAAAGAGCACCAUAGUGAAGCAGAUGAGGAUCCUUCAUGUCAACGGCUUCAAUGCAGAAGAAAAGAAGCAGAAAAUUCAAGACAUUAAGAACAACAUUAAAGAGGCGAUUGAGACCAUCGUAACAGCCAUGAGCACGCUGACACCGCCGGUGCAGCUGGCCUGUCCGGAGAACCAGUACCGGAUCGAGUACGUCCUCAACCUCGUCAACCAGAAGGACUUUGACUUUCCAUCGGAGUUUUACGAUCACGCAAAGACGCUGUGGCAGGACGACGGGGUGCGGGCGUGCUUCGAGAGAUCCAACGAGUAUCAGCUAAUCGACUGUGCGCAAUACUUUCUAGACAAGAUUGACAUUGUGAAGCAGAAUGACUACACUCCAACGGAUCAGGAUUUGCUUCGGUGCAGAGUUUUGACUUCGGGGAUCUUUGAGACGAGAUUCCAAGUAGACAAAGUCAAUUUCCACAUGUUCGAUGUUGGAGGUCAGAGAGACGAACGCAGGAAAUGGAUUCAGUGCUUUAACGAUGUGACGGCCAUCAUCUUUGUGGUGGCCAGUAGCAGCUACAACAUGGUGAUCAGAGAGGACAAUCAGACCAAUCGAUUACAGGAGGCUCUCAACCUCUUCAAGAACAUCUGGAACAACAGGUGGCUACGGACCAUUUCUGUCAUCCUGUUCCUAAAUAAACAGGACCUGCUUGCAGAGAAAGUACUAGCAGGGAAGUCUAAAAUCGAGGAAUACUUCCCUGAAUUUGCUCGCUACACCACACCCGAUGAUGCGACACCAGAGCCUGGAGAAGAUCCACGUGUCACAAGAGCAAAGUACUUCAUUAGAGAUGAGUUCCUGAGGAUCAGCACAGCGAGCGCAGAUGGGAGGCACUACUGUUACCCCCACUUCACCUGCGCCGUCGACACAGAAAACAUCCGCAGGGUCUUCAACGACUGUCGAGACAUCAUCCAGCGGAUGCACCUGCGGCAGUACGAGCUGUUGUGAUGGGAACGCCAAAAACCUACUCUCCAACCAGACCGGACUACGUUAAAAAGACACUGAACGCUGGGUCUCUGAACGCCCCCUCUUCCACGGAUGUGUGUUAGUGCCUGCAGCAACAAAUAAGGCCAAAGUACACACGAACACACACGCACACCUCUGCAGUAAACACACCAUAAACCCAGAGCUACCCCUGAUGCAACGUCCCCAUGUGAUGUGGGAUUUGAUGAAGGGGUUUCAGGGGAUGAAAAGAGAAUUAAAAUAAAGACUCCAAUCUCCAGCUUCAGCCAUAUUCCAAGCUCCUCACCUUCCUGAUGUUAAGUAUUGUCCUCCAUCACCUUUCUGAGAGCGGCCCAGUCUGGCCCCGAGUUUCCCAGCUUAGUGAGUUUGUUACAUCUGUGUUGAUGAAACCCGAGAGAGCUAAAAAAGAAAAACUAAAAAAAAAAAAAACAUCAGUGCAAAACUGGGAACGAGAACUGUUGAAUUACUGCAAAUAGAGAAUAAAUGUGUCACCAUAGAUCAGCAGAACACUGUAUCUAACUAAAUAAAUAAAAAGGAAAACAAAAAAAAAGCAACCACACACACACACACACACACAAGCACUGUGCUCAGGACUUGACUGUACACCAAACCUUCCUGUCACUCACAGACGUCUUUGAAAGCGGUGUAUCCAUCCUGCUUUCUCCUGGACAGCAAAGCCCCGGGAAGGCGGAGCCUCCGUUCUGUCCUCGCGCCGCUCGGCCUGUCGAGGUCCGCAACCGAUCCGUCCCCCCCCAGGCGAGAUCGUUGCGAUUCGAACGGACCGUGUUGGGACUAAAACAGACCUGCGGGGGGGGUGUGGGGGUGUUGCCCGCAUGACGGCGGGCUCGGGGCUCAUUGACUCCUCCGGAGCGGACUCUGCCUCGUCGGCAGCGGAGCCAAAAACUGAGGAGAAUAUAUUCAAUUUAAAGAAGGAAAGAGAAUAAAAAAUAAAUAAAAUAAAAAAAGCCAACUUUUUGUGGAAAUCAAAGAGGACAAAACUGCAUCCUGCAACAGUACCGUACCGUAUAAAUUAACAAGAACUGUCAUCCUGUUUUACCGUCUCCACAGCUGUUUUUCUGUCUGUGUAGACUUUGUGCCAUCGUGCCCUGUGCGCUCAUUCUUUAUCCGUUGCCUCCUCUCCAUCUUCACCCCCACCUUUACUUUCUCCUCACCUCUCCCCCCCAUCAGCAAGUGUUUUUUGUUUCAAGUGAAAAUGAGAUGUUACAACCCAGAACUUUGAAAAAGAAGACAGCAACCAGACCCCCUCCCUCCCUUUUUUUUUUUUUUUUUUGUAUUCAUGUGGUUAAACGACCCCCCCCCCCCCCGCCCGCCGCCUCCCUGCCAUUCCUCUCCCAGCAUUCCUACCCCGACCUCCUGCUUCUUUGUACGUACGUCUUUACUUUACUGCUGAACUAUUAUUCUUGUACAGACUGUAAAAUGUAUUAUUUUGUACAACUUUAUUGAAGAGAAAAAAAAAAAAGAAUUAACUUUUAGAAGAUCCCUGUGCCUUGAUCACGACUGUACGUGUGUAAUGAGCUAAAGUGGGUGUCAUACUGCGCUGUAUAGCUUGGCCAAUCCUCCUCCUGACUCCUCGCCAUCCUCGCUUUUUUCCCCCUCGUCCUUCUUUAAACCCGUCCCUUUAUGUAUCCUCCCUAUCUUGCUCUCUCUGUCCUCGCUUUUCCUCCUCAGAGAUGACGGAAAAAAAACCAUGUGUAGCUUUUGUAGUUUUUUUUGUUUUGUUUUUGUUUUAUCUCCCCUUUCUCUCCUUCCUCUCCCCCCUCCGAUUCUCCCGUUAUGAUUUAAAUGUCUAUUUUUGGAUCCAUAUACCCCAAAAAGAUAAAUAUAUGAAAUGUAUAUGGGUUUUAAAAAAAAAAAAAAAAGUAUUUUAUUAGAAUCAAAUGAACCUUGACAAAUUGUACACUUGAUAGUGUGCGUAUUGCUAUAACUUAAAUCCUUUCAACUGAA
Messenger RNA from Fundulus heteroclitus (mummichog), 4912 nucleotides. It is a transcript of the gene gnas, whose product is annotated as GNAS complex locus. Gene Ontology annotation, cellular component: heterotrimeric G-protein complex. Gene Ontology annotation, biological process: adenylate cyclase-activating dopamine receptor signaling pathway; sensory perception of chemical stimulus. The coding region runs from base 1793 to 2932 and encodes 379 amino acids. The record is from RefSeq and is a predicted model, not a curated record. Gene Ontology annotation, molecular function: G-protein beta/gamma-subunit complex binding; GTP binding; insulin-like growth factor receptor binding. NCBI's taxonomy places the organism in Eukaryota, Metazoa, Chordata, Actinopteri, Cyprinodontiformes, Fundulidae. The transcript has 12 exons.